This is a messenger RNA of Dreissena polymorpha, 5373 nucleotides long. RefSeq names its product GTP-binding protein Rit2-like. Gene Ontology annotation, molecular function: GDP binding; GTPase activity; GTP binding. The record is from RefSeq and is a predicted model, not a curated record. NCBI's taxonomy places the organism in Eukaryota, Metazoa, Mollusca, Bivalvia, Myida, Dreissenidae. Bases 116 to 799 code for a protein of 227 amino acids. Gene Ontology annotation, biological process: Ras protein signal transduction. Gene Ontology annotation, cellular component: plasma membrane. The transcript has 5 exons.
UAUGAAAAUGUUUACACUUACACAGACCAAAAAUGUGUACAUUUGGAGUUGUUCAUGGAUGAGGAAUUUGAACAAAAUGGAGUCGGAAAGAUGUGAAUUGCGUUCUUAAAUAAACAUGAGCACCACACCAAAGGUUUCAACGUCCUCAACUGCAAGCAGCAGAAAUGGGCCAAGGGUUUAUAAAAUAGUGAUUUUAGGAGAAGGUGGAGUAGGUAAAAGUGCCCUUGUGAUUCAGUUUGUCAGUCACCGGUUCACAGAUUAUCAUGAUCCAACAAUUGAGGACUCCUAUCAACAGCAGGCCCGUAUUGAUGGAGAGCCAGCACAACUGGAUAUCCUGGACACUGCUGGACAGUUGGAGUUUACAACAGUGCGAGAGCAGUACAUGCGUCACGGGGAGGGGUUCAUCCUGUGCUAUUCAAUAACAGACCGUCGGAGCUUUGACGAGCUCCUUGCACACAAGAAUCUGAUUGACAGGGUCAGAUGUAACGAGAAUACGCCUAUCAUAGUUGCUGGGAACAAGUGUGACUUGGAACAAAAACGCAAGGUAUCUACGGAAGAAGGUCGACGACUAGCAGAGCAGUUGGGCGCACCAUUUUUUGAGACGUCGGCAGUUAAUCGCCAGUGCGUUGACGACGUGUUUCACGGCAUAGUGAGAGAAGUCCGUCAGAAAGAGUACGAUGAACUUGUGGAGAGCGAGAGACUUGCUAAGAAACGACUCAGAAAGAAGCGCAUGCACGCCUUAUUCAGUAGACUUAACAUUUUCAAGCGUAAAUCACCCACUGCCAGUAGUGGAGAUUAAUGAAAUGAUUUAUGUUCUUUCGUUUUAAAUUUAUUUAUUUGUUUCAGUUUUUUGUGUGAAUUAAUUCGUUAUUGGUAAAUUGUUAUUGAUAUUUUUCUCUGAGAUGGUAUUUUGUAAGAAUUGAGCUUUGAAAUGCAUUUAAGCCAUCUACCUAAACAAUUUUGUUUUAUGACCAUUGUAUAAUAUGUAAUAAGCAAGUAACAUUUCAGAGUGGUUCAAGAAAGUGGAGGAAUGGGGAAGCUUAAACUUAGUCUGGUCGUAUCAGUACAUGUUUUAGUCCUUUACCACUUAGAUAUGUAUUUUACGCAUUUGUAGUCCUAUAAAAAGUUAAAUUUAAUUAAAUACCUUUCUAACUAAAUUCAAGUUUUAAAGGCUUCAUUUCCAACCCUUAGAUACUGAUGAGCAGCAAACAGUAUAAAACCUGAACAAACUACGAGUUACUCGCAGGCUGUUCUGGUUUUAUGCUGUUUGCAUAUAGCCAUUUUCACUUUGCUUCUGAGUGGGAAAGGGUUAAGUUUUGUCUUACAGACUUACAUAUACUGGUAUAUGAUUGUAGUUUUGUAAGCUGUUUUUUCUAUAUUGGUUUGUUUUCCUGUACAUAACCAUAAUAGGUUAUUACUCUUGAAAUGUCAACAGGGCUUGCGCUGCCAUUCACCAAAUUAGCCAAAGGCUACAAAUUAGCAAAUUUGCCUCAAGAAAAUUGUAUUUGGCUACAAGAAUUUCUGCAUAAAACCGCCAUACUGAAAAUAAUUACUAUGUUUUAAGGUGGCUCAAGUAAACUUUCAGCCAGGGGGAGCCCCGGGCAAGAUGGCAUUAUGUAUAGCUUGCAUACUUAUUUGUGGAUUCCCUUUUUAGGUAAUGAAACAUGUUCAAUACCAGUUUGUGUUGUAUAAACUAUCUUGAAAGGUGCUUUUAGUUUAGAUAUUAAGAUGUGUUUGUUUUCUCAUUUUGAGGUCAUAUCAGAAAAUUGAAUACAUGUAUGAUUCACCAUGGCAGAGACGUAGAUAACCUUAUCUACCGGUACGUCUCUGACCAUGGUUUUAACUUUCUGAACUUUCAUUCAUUGCAUUCUAUGAUAACCCAAUAUGUAUACUUUUACUAUUUCACUUUGUAAUAAUAGUGUGUGGGCUAUAAGACGAUCUUAAUCAGGGCUAAACAUUAAUAUUUGUCCACUAGCCGAUCACGAUUUGUUUUCUUGUCAGGAAGAUUUAUUUUUAUGAUAAUUAAUUAUAAAAAAAACAAGAUUAUACUUGAAUGGUUCCAGGUUCAUUAUGCAUACAGAUGAUUAAGUUUCAUUUAUGUUAUAAUGCUUUUCAAUGAUGACAAUUUCAAGCAUAUUUCGUAACAAGAUUUCAAAGAAUGUUCCCAUUUAUUUAUACUUUCGUGUAAGGAAUAUCUAUCUUGCAAUUUGCAAGGUAGUUUUUUCUUUGUGAUUUUUAGUGGAACAAUGAUAAGUUAUGUUCUAUAAGACAUAAUCUUUUUAAUUCUGACAUGGAAAUAAGGUUUUGUUGUGUCUACCUUGUGUAGGACCUUGUUAUCAUUCUUUUGUUUUCAAUAAUGAUACACAAGUGUUUCCAAAACCAGAUAUUUGUUGUGCAAUAAUAAAGGUCAGUAGCCUUGUGAUAGAAAAGUUAUUGGCAUUUUUCUAUGCAACAAUAUUUAUCAGCUGUUGUUAAACACAGUUUCUAUUUUGUUUAACUGUUUAACACAAUAUUUUCAAACACACAAGUCUACACAAACUUAUAUUUUUUUGUGUUUUGAGAUAUUUUCGAAGAAAAAACAUUCCUGUCAUUCAUAAACACACUGAAUACAUAUAGCACCGUAAAUGUUUGUAAAUAACACCUGUAUAUCAUGACAAUGCCAAAACGCUAGCUAUUCUGAUGAGCCUAUAUGUCAGACUGUACAAUCUUAUCUCUUUCAGUGCUGGAACCAAAUUUUGAAGGCCUUUGCAAACAGUUUGGAUCUAGGUGAGACGCCACAGAACGUGGCGUCUCAUCAGGAUCCAAACUGUUUGCUAUUCUGAUAGUAUUCUUUGAAAAAAUCGAAGAAAAUGCUAAUUUUAGAAAUUCAGCAGAAGACAUUUUAGCAGACUACAAAUUUCCCAGCAUGCAAAGGGUUAUCCGAGACGACAAUUAGUGCACAUGCAUCCAGUCCGGUUUUCUCAGAGCACAGCUAAUAUUGGUUUUAUAUGAAGCAUCAGGUUAUUUAUGUUCUAAUUGCAGCCAAAUCAUGUUCGAAUAGUGUCCUGAUUUGCUGAUGCUAACUUUUUUUAAUGUUCCAAACAUCUAGUUAACAAAAAACAACCAAAAUUAUGCAAUUUUAAAUUAAUGAAUGUCGUAGUGAAUAGGUGAAAAACUUAUUAAACAUUUAGAUAAUUUAGUUAUGUCUGGCGACUUUCAAUGACAAAUUCAACAACAUCAAAGCUUAAUUUAUGUUUUUCUAUAAUACAUGCAUAAUAAUUUAAAACCACCAGCAACAUUUUACAUGUAUUUGAUGGAAUAUGAUUACAUGGUGCUACUGUAUUUAAACAUAAUACAUAUGGAAAAACUCAUGUUUAAAUUGGUUCUAAAUAAUGUUUCCAUUUUUGUUUGACUGAACACAUAGCAUAAUUUAUAUUUACUUGUGACUGUGAUAAAAACAUCUAUAAUGUGGAACAGUUUCACAUAAUAAUGCUUCAUUUACUUCUUCCAGAUGGAUGGCUUUCGUGCAAUGACAUGGCAAUAAGUAACUUAAACACUUUUUCAUGCUUAAUUUGAUGUGUAGAUGUCAAUUUAUUACAAGUAUGAACAUUGUAAAGUGCUUUUGUAUAUUUGGAAUGAGUAGUUAUAUUUAGGUAUGAAGUUCAAGCAAAAUGUAGCAUUUAUAUUAAAUAGAAGAGUAAACUUCACAGCCUAAGUUAUUAUUUGCAGGAAUUAUUUGCAUCGUUCAGUGUCCUUUGUGCCUUAUUUGUACUUGAUAAAAGAUCAUUAGAGAGUGCUGAUGUUGUUGGUUCCAGACAUCAUCAUCAAUGUGGCUUGGCUGAUACUGCUUCUUGCUUAGGAUUCAUUCAUUUGAUUGUGCUGUACAGAACAUUGACCCAAUUCUUGUGCUCCCUAAUCUUUAAAAGGCAUGUUAUUAUUGCAUGGUUUAGUUUGGUUUGUUAUAUUCUAGACACUAUUUAUAAUAUUGUUGUCUUCAAUUUGUUUAGAUAACAGAUUGUACUUAAGUACUUUUGAAAAGUUUUACUAAAGUAAAUAGAUUUUACUGUUAAUUUUGCGGUGUGUAUUUUGCCUUAGAACUAGUUUAUACUUAUUUCAGUUAUUUUGUGUACAAAUACGUCGUAUUAUUUAAAACAUUUGUGAUAUUGAACAAUUUGGUGUUGUUUAUAUUAUUUUGAUAUUGAUUUAUUUUUGUGUAUAUUAAUUUUUAGCGAGGCUUUUUUCUGAGAAAACCCGAGGUAUUGUCAUAGCCUGCUCGUCGUCAGCCGUCCGCCGGUGUCGUGCUAAAACCUUUACAUUGGCUCUAAAAUCAAAGUGCUUCCACCUACAACUUUGAAACUCCAUAUGUAGAUGCACCUUGGAUGAGUUCUACAUGCCACACUCAUUUUGGGUCACUAGGUCAAAGGUCAAGGUCACUGUGACCUCUAAAAAAAAAAAAAUUCUGACAAGCUUUCUCAGCCGAGUGUGGCACCUGUUAUGUGGUGCUCUUGUUUGUGUUCUGUCAUGCAAGCCUAUAGUGAUGUCUAAAAUCAAAUAUUAUUUAUUACAUUUUUUAGGUUUAUUCUCACCAUUAACAAUACUUUAUAGUCCAAAAUUGUAUAUCUAACGCAGUCCUUAUUGGAACGAGUUUACUUUCUCUUAAAAUAGUUUGUACAGCACAUACUAUUAAUUUCGUUUCGAUAACACGAGUUCUAAACCUAACCAUGUCAAAAAACUUUUGUGGGGAUUUGGCAUGAGUCUUUAUUCCCCCUUCCAUUGAUGUAGGCAUGGCAUUUAUCAGUGACCAGUUAACGCACCAGUAUGUGCACUUUGUACAGGUGAACUCGGCUAAGCUUUGUAAGGAAGUGUUAAAUGACUGCUGUGUUAUGACUGAAAUUCUGUAUACAAAAAAAUCAUGUACUAAACAUAAUAGGUAAAAGCUAUUUUGUAUUUAAUCCAUUUUGUGAAGAUAUGGCCAGUAAAAUGACAGUUUAAAAUGGCAAAACUUUACUGAAAAUAAAUAAUCUGUGCAAUUCAUAUUGUGUGUUUUAAGUCCGAUAUAAAAUGAAAUGACUCAUUUCCUUGGGCAACGGUUCAGUGUUUUUUAAGUCACUUAUGUUACAGUAGUUAAUAUUAUAAUUAUUGUAGUAAACUUGUAAUAAAAACUUGUUGCAUUUCUGUUAGCUUUCAUCUUUCAUAGUUGUGCCUGUAGUUUCAUCACAUAUUCUCAGUUAGUUCAAAUUCUGUGGUAUAUCUGUCUAGUCAUUUCAGUAAAUUUAUUAAUUAAACAUUGAUUUACACAGUAUGCUAAUGUGCCUUUAUCAUGCAUAUAUUCUUAGAUGACCACAUUAUAUGUCGUUCAUUUAUGUUAGAUAUAAAAUAAAGAUUAAAAUACAA